AUGGUUAAGUCGUUGAUACAGCAUCGGACUGGCAAAUAUGGCCCAUUGCGCCGACCUCAUAACGCGACUUUCGGCCGUGCUUGGAAACGCAGCUCAGCAAGUCGCAACCCUGACUGGUGGCAACGAAUCAAUGUUGCCGUCGGCGGAGGACUGGUACACAGAGAUGUCGCGCGCCGUCUUCCCGGUGAGGGGGUGCUGCCUUUCAGUUCAGUCCCCAGGAAACCGGCGUUUGGGCAGGUUGCAGGUGUCAUCGUCGGUCGCGCAUACACAUGCGACGGGCGAUAG
This is a messenger RNA of Puccinia graminis f. sp. tritici CRL 75-36-700-3, 285 nucleotides long. RefSeq lists its product as uncharacterized. The record is from RefSeq and is a predicted model, not a curated record. The coding region runs from base 1 to 285 and encodes 94 amino acids. Lineage: Eukaryota; Fungi; Basidiomycota; Pucciniomycetes; Pucciniales; Pucciniaceae. The transcript has a single exon.